AUGGGUUCCAACAAGAAGAAAAAGAAACCUGCCGCUAAUCCCGCUCGCGGCUUUGCAACCACCUCCGUUGCCAGUAAGCCAAAGCCAGACAAGAAAGAGGAUGCUGCAGAUCUGCCAGAAACAGGAAGUACGCCCACAGCGCCAGCGUCCGCUGCGUCGGAAGAUGUUCAGGCGCCCUUGCCCGGCAGUUCCGAGAAGCCGAAAGAAUUACAUGAGCUCAGCCCUGAAGAACUCGAACAGCAGCUGGAGCAAAAUGAACUUCAGGUCAUAGUAGACAAGCAUGGCGCAAAGACGCGGAAGGAUUCUUCUCGACAGGUCCAGAGAGCACAGACAGAUCGCAGAGUCCUACGAGGACAGGCGCAGCAUCUACCAACCAAGGAUUGGCUUCCCGAGGAGCUAAUGCUCCAGAUUCUUGACCUUGCCCGGGGCGAGCUGGAUGACAGUAGCCAGUUCCAAUCUGAGCAAGGAUCUGCGAUGAGGUCUCUCCCCGAAGAAGACCUUGUUGUGAAGCUGUGGACCUUGCAUCAGGCGCUCUCCGGCUUGGGUUUCUCAGAAGACCGAAUCAAGCAGGUUCUGAAGAGGCUAUGUACAUAUCCUCCAAAUGAAGAUUCUCAGAUAUGGGGCUUUCAAGAGAGUUUACAAUGGCUUGCUGUCAAUUGUGAAAUGCAGGAACUUGAAAACUAUGAUGCUCAGAAACCCAAGUCGAUAAGCAAUCACGAUAGUGAUAUCUCAAGGCCUAGCACACAAACACCUCGGACCACUGAAUCGUUGACCUCAGGAUUGAACACACCGCCGCUGACCAACGCCACAUCUCCAGCCGAAUUAUCAAAAGCCGACGAUCCGGAGGUGACAGAUUUGGAGAGCGAUCUAGAGCCUGAUGAGCUGCUGUCCAAGUACCUAUCUAUCAAAUCCCGCCUGUACGCCGCCAGGCCUGACUUGCUGGCCGAUGGUGCCUCCAGUAAGCGGCGACAGAAACCGAAGGGGCCCAACAUAUUACCGUCUUCGGCACCAUUAACGCCUGCAAUAAGAACCCUGCAAGGACAGCUUCGAAAGAUAGAGUCGGAUGUUCUUUUUGACGAGCGCGAAGCGGAAGAGCGAUGGAAUGCGAGGAGAAAUCAGAUUGCCCAAGACAGAGCCGCUCGAGUGAGAAUGCACCUACCAGACGUCUCCCCAGCUAAAGAUCUUCAAGUGGCUAGCCAAGAGGAAACAGAAAAUGCCACAGACAGAAUCCCUAAAGACGCCGCUGCCAUAGGGGACCGCUUGGUGCAGCAAGAUGAGGACUCUGAUGACGCAGCGCUCUUCGGUGGAAUGUUCUCCGCUGUGCCUGGUGGAACUGACAGUACCGAACAAGUGCUGGAUCAAGAUGAAGGUGCAUCGGAUGGCGUACGCAUAAGAGACUUCGGCCAAUCAACAGGCAUGAGCCCUCGGCGGAUACUUGAGGAAGCCUGUCGCUCCAGGGACUCCGCCGUUAGACUAUCUUUCAAACUUGUAUCGCCGACCACAUACGCCAGUCGUCAUUCGCUCAGCAUAUCCUGGUCAAAAGCUCAGGAGGUUCUUUCAGCGUCCGCUGUUCCGGACAUUUGGUGUGAUUGGCGUGAAGGAGCUAUUACGAUGACCAUGACUACCAUAGCAACACCUGGAGAACACCAAAGCGAAUGCUACAUCUCCACUGCCGCUCUUUUCCUGAUCUUCUCCGGCUCGCCCAAGGAAGAGAAGGCAUACUUGAGGCUUCCUCCUGCGUGGAGAGAUCUAUGGGCAGAACUUGAAGAAAACAAGAAGGAGCAAUCCAAUGCCGCUGAUCGAGAAAUGCUGAAGGAGCUUCGGAAUUUAGUACAUGAUCAACGGCAGAGCGAGGAGGAGGAGGAUGUGGUAUUGAUAGACGGUUUCAGAAAACGAAAUCAGAUCGCCAAUGGUUCAUGCAACUUGACGGAACAGUCGAAUGGUAGCGAGGGCGUUGGUCACGCGUACAGUGGUGAGCUGCAAGAGAUGUGGAACAGAAAGGUUUCGACUCCUUCCUAUCAGCGCAUGUUACUUUCCAGAUUCAAUCUCCCUAUUUUCAGGUUUCGUGAAGAUGCGCUCUCGGCAAUAGAGCACAACCAGAUCACGAUACUCUGUGGAGAGACAGGCUGUGGCAAAAGCACUCAAUUGCCGGCAUUCAUUCUCGAGCAUGAGCUAUCCCAAGGAAGGCCGUGUAAAAUCUACUGCACGGAGCCUCGACGGAUAUCUGCAAUAUCGUUGGCACAGCGUGUCAGUGAAGAGCUGGGGGAGCACAGGAACGAUCUUGGUACACCUCGCUCGUUGAUUGGCUAUGCAAUCCGCCUAGAGUCGCAUGUUGCGUCUUCCACCCGGCUAGUAUAUGCUACUGUCGGAAUUGUACUACGGAUGCUCGAGUCGGCCGGAGGGUUAGACGACAUCACUCACCUGGUCAUUGAUGAGGUACACGAGAGAAGUAUCGAUACUGAUUUCCUCUUGAUCAUCCUACGAUCCUUGCUCCUACGAAGACCAGAGCUUCGCGUCAUUCUUAUGAGUGCUACUGUCGAUGCCCAGCGCUUCUCAACAUACUUGAAUAACGCACCUAUAUUGACAGUGCCUGGGCGUACUUUUCCAGUGCAGACCAAAUACCUUGAAGACGCCAUCGAGUUGACGCAUUAUACGGCCGACCGCCAGAACAAGCACAACAACGGCAACGUAAGCGAUGAAGACGAUGAUGAAGUCCCAGAGAACACCAAAUCCGGCAUACCCACUAAGCUUCAGGGAUACAGCGCCGCAACACGCGACGCGCUUACGCAGUACGACGAGUACCGCAUCGACUACGAGCUUAUCGUCCGACUUGUUGAGCGGGUUGCUUCAGACACGAGUUACAGCCAGUUUAGCAAAGCCGUUCUCGUCUUCUUGCCAGGCAUAGCCGAAAUCCGUCAAUUGAAUGAUAUGCUACUAGGGCACCCGGCUUUCAGCCAAGGAUGGUACAUCUAUCCUCUUCACUCCACCAUCGCCAGCGAAGAGCAGCAAGCGGCGUUCCUAGUACCUCCCAACGGGAUCAGGAAGAUAGUGCUCGCAACGAAUAUCGCAGAAACCGGUAUCACUAUACCUGACAUCACCUGCGUUAUUGACACAGGCAAGCACAAGGAGAUGAGAUACGAUGAGCGGCGACAGCUGUCUCGUCUUACUCAGUCGUUCAUCUCCAAGGCAAACGCCAAGCAGCGGCGAGGUCGCGCUGGCCGUGUUCAAGAAGGCUUAUGCUUCCAUCUCUUUACCAAGUACCGGCAUGAUGAGCUGAUGGCCGAGCAGCAGACCCCGGAGAUGCUCAGGCUCUCAUUACAAGAUCUUGUUAUGCGCGUCAAAAUUUGUAGAUUGGGCGAUAUUGAGCGAACGCUGUCAGAAGCCCUUGAUCCCCCGUCAUCCAAGAACAUCCGACGAGCUAUCGAUGCUCUCAUCGAAGUGGAUGCCCUCACACCUGGAGAAGAGCUUACGCCUCUGGGAAGACAGCUCGCUAAGAUGCCGUUGGACGCCAACCUGGGCAAAUUGACGUUAUUAGCAAGCAUAUUCGGCUGUGUCGAUAUGGCUAUCACUGUCGCAGCUAUCCUGUCAUCAAAGUCACCCUUCAUCACCCCUUUCGGAGCUAGACAACGUGCCGAUACCGUCAGACUCGCAUUCAAGCGCGCGGAUUCGGACUUGCUUACAACAUACAAUGCUUACCUUGCUUGGAAAAAUGUCUGCACUACGCAAGGGGUGUCCGAGAUGCAGUUCUGUAGAAAGAACUUCCUCAGUCCACAGAACCUUAGCAAUAUUGAGGAUCUCAAAUCACAACUACUGUCUUCGCUCACGGAUGCAGGUGCUGUUGCGCUUGGAGCUGACGAGCGAGCGGCUCUGAGCAGGUACCGCUAUGCCUCCCGCCACCGAACGUUCGUCCAGGUCCCGCCGUCCUCCGAUAUGAGUAAUGACAACGACCUGCUCACAACCUCAGUCAUCGCAUGGGCAUUCUACCCUAAGCUCCUCACCCGGGACGGCAAAGGCUGGCGUAACGUAGCGAACAACCAGUCGGUGAGCCUUCACCCAAGCUCGGUCAACAAGGGGACGGCGACGGCGAAAUUCCUGUCCUACUACCACAUCAUGCAAUCAAGCAACAAGUUCUACAACGCUCACUCCACCACCAUCGCGCACCCUCUGCCGGUCAUCUUACUAGCGGGCGAUGCGACAUUCAACCUCUACGCUGGAGUAAUCAUACUCGACGGGAACAGACUCCGCUUCUCAGUAAGGGACUGGAAGACUAUGGUUGCGCUGAAGAUGCUCAGAGCAAGGACGAAGGAGAUCGUGAGCGUGGCAUUCAAGAGCCCGGGCAAGCCGCUGAGCAGGCGGUUGGAGAGAUGGAUGGAGAUCUUGAGGAAAGUAUUUGAGCGGGAUGAGAAGGGCGGACGCAGCGAAGCAUACGCCCGAACCGCCUGA
This is a messenger RNA of Coniosporium apollinis CBS 100218, 4443 nucleotides long. RefSeq lists its product as uncharacterized. The record is from RefSeq and is a predicted model, not a curated record. Gene Ontology annotation, cellular component: intracellular anatomical structure. Lineage: Eukaryota; Fungi; Ascomycota; Dothideomycetes. Bases 1 to 4443 code for a protein of 1480 amino acids. The transcript is spliced from 3 exons. Gene Ontology annotation, molecular function: ATP binding; RNA binding.